ACGUAACUGCCAAGAAACAACCUAAAAAAUAUCAAAAUCAAAAUCAAUGUCGGCGGCACACUGCUCAUUCACAGUUUGCAAAUUGCGAGCCCCACCAUUGAUUUUCAACUUCAAUGGCCAUACUCUUCCACCGCCAUCAUCAAUCUACAGUCUCCACCCUUCACCGCCCUUUCACCCUUUUAAAUUUCUCACCACCACCACCCCUUCACAUUUUCAUUCUACCCACCAAACACCCCGAAAUCCCAGUGCUCACUAUGAACCCGAACGAUGAAAAAUCUCCGAAAUUUUCAUCACCUUUGGACCCCUUUGAUGCUCCAUCUUCGAUGGAGUUCGAAACUGGAGGUGGGUCUGUUCCGGUUCCGAUGGGGUGCUUGCAGGGGACCCCUGUUCCGCCAUUUCUGAGCAAGACUUUUGAUUUGGUUGAUGAACCUUCUCUGGAUCCGAUCAUAUCGUGGGGAUCCAAUGGUGUUAGCUUCGUGGUGUGGGAUCCUUUGGAGUUUUCUAGGCUGGUUUUGCCUCGGCAUUUCAAGCAUAACAACUUCUCCAGUUUUGUUCGUCAGCUCAAUACUUAUGGAUUCCGCAAGAUUGACUCUGACAAGUGGGAGUUUUUCAAUGAUGCUUUCCAGCGAGGGAAGAAGCAGUUGCUGAAGAACAUCCAAAGGCGCAGGACGCAUCAUUCUCAACAGGUUGGGAGCUAUGUUGGAUCUUCUUCUGAUGCCGGGAAGUUCGGAGUUCAGGUUGAGAUAGAAAAGCUGAGGAAGGAGAGGAGUGUGUUGAUGCAAGAGGUGGUUGAUUUGCAGCAACAGCAGCGAGAAACGGUUAAACAUGCUGGUGAAGUGAAUCAGAGGCUCCAAUCUGCUGAGCAAAGGCAGAAACAAAUGGUUUCUUUCUUGGCAAAGUUAUUUCAAAACCCGAGCUUCUUAGCACGCCUUAAGCAGAAGAAGAAGGAACAAAGAGGUAUAGAAUCCCCAAGAGUGAGAAGAAAGUUUGUCAAACAGAAUCCUUCAGAAACUCUCAAAGAAGACCAGAUAGUGAGGUACCAACCCGAUUGGGGAAAUAUAAUCAUGUCUUCUGAAACUCCUGAACUAAGUCCUGUUUCCGUUGAACAUUCUCCUCACUACCUUUCACAGGAUUUAGCAAGAGAAAUGAGUGUAGGUGCAGAAGAUUUGACUCCUCAAGUUGAGAAUAUUACAUCAGAUGAACUUGCUGCAGCACUGCCUGAGAUUAUGCCAACUCCAGAAAUAUUUGGAGAUGGACCAUCUAGCUUUAGACUUGAAGAUACCUUAAUGAAAGGGAAAAAUGUCCUGAGUCCAAAUCAAGAAAUUCUUCCUGGGUAUUUUCUUUCCUUCCCUGAGGUUUCGGCCUCGGAGAAAGGCUUUGCUGAGUUUUCACCUCUUGAAACUGAAAGCAUGAUCAAGCAAGAAGACCUAUGGGACCCUGAGUUCAAUGUUGAUGUUGCUGCUUCUUCAAGCAGUGGGAAUGAGCUUUGGGGAAAUCAUAUGAAUUAUGGAGUUUCUGAAUUUGGAGUCACAAGUGGUCUGUCAGAGUCAGACAUGUGGGAUAUUGGCUUUGGAAGUUUGGGUAUUGAUCAGUGGCCAGUUGAUGACGAAAUAGCUGUUCAGCCAAAAGAAGAUAGACCUAAGAAUGAAUAGGGGUUCAUCUGCUCCUAUGCACUUGUUGCUCCUGGGGUACUUGCUGUGUUUAUAGUUCUCAGGGGCCAUAUUAUUGAAUAAUUUGAUUUAUAAUCAGUAUUCAUUCACCAACAUUCAUUCUUUCUUUUUUUUCCAAUUUUUAAGACUAAUUCUUUAAGUGUCAA
This is a messenger RNA of Lotus japonicus, 1816 nucleotides long. RefSeq names its product heat stress transcription factor A-3-like. The coding region runs from base 114 to 1652 and encodes 512 amino acids. Gene Ontology annotation, molecular function: RNA polymerase II cis-regulatory region sequence-specific DNA binding; DNA-binding transcription factor activity. The transcript has 2 exons. Gene Ontology annotation, cellular component: nucleus. Lineage: Eukaryota; Viridiplantae; Streptophyta; Magnoliopsida; Fabales; Fabaceae. Gene Ontology annotation, biological process: regulation of transcription by RNA polymerase II. The record is from RefSeq and is a predicted model, not a curated record.